Messenger RNA from Linum trigynum, 2414 nucleotides. The record is from the annotation of a GenBank genome assembly. Lineage: Eukaryota; Viridiplantae; Streptophyta; Magnoliopsida; Malpighiales; Linaceae.
CAAGAGAGGGGAAAGACAGGAAACGAGACGAGAUUUAUUGGUCGCCGUCGGACAAAAAAACACAAUUAGACAAAUCACAAAGGGGAGAGAGCGCGGAAAAGAGAGGGAGAACUGGGAAUCUGGGAUAGCUGCCGCCGAUCGGAGAUUGUUCGACGCUUUUGCUCCACAGCCUGGGGGAAGGCAAGUUUUACUUUCUAGAUAGAUCCUUCCUGUCUUUAGCUAUACAGUUCAAAAGUCGUUCAAUGAUUGUUUUUGUUCAACUCAAACAUGGCGAUCCUGCUGCCUAUCAUUACUCUUCUGCUCAAUGCUUUGCUUUGCUGCUUUUCUUCCGAUACACAUACACUCGAACCUUCCAGAUCAUUUGCCCGCUGAAAUGGCAAGUUAGGAAACUAAAGUCGAUCUCGUUCGUGUCUGCUCUGCACGUCAAUCUUUACCUUCUUGCUUGCUUAUGAAUCCUCUAAUUCUCCUCUCUUUUAUGUAAUUAUAUGUGCUUAGGGUUCCAUAGGAAUCGAAUCACCAGCACCGAGUUUGCCUCCGACGACCCUCACUUUUUUCUUCUGGUAAGAAUCCAGAGUCAACCCUCCUCUUCUUUCCGUCUUAUCUAAUCUUCAAAUUCUCUUCCCGAUCUGACAAUUCAGCUCAUAACUCGAUCCAUCUCCACUGAUCGAUCGUCAAGGUUUCCGCUCUUCUGAAUUCUCUUCUGUUUCAUAUUUUGUUUCAUUUGCUAUGUGGUGCUCCCCCUUCCGAUUCCAAGCAAUUCCGACGGAUCUUGCUGGGGAUGAAGAUGGUUUCCUGUUCUAAUUUGUUGUGUUAUGGUUAUUCUUGAGAUGCGGUGGGAACUAGUGCUCUGCUGCUUUCCGUUUCUCUUCAUUUCCGAUCUCUAAUUCUGUUGCUGCUCCUGAUUUUUGUGACAGAAAAAGGAAAAGAGACAAUGGAUGCAGCAGGGACGCGGUCGAGGUAUUGGUGUUACUCGUGUCAUCAAAUGGUGAACCCGAUCAGGGAAGUUGAGGAUGUCAAGUGUCCUCUCUGCCAAGGCGGGUUUGUGGAAGAAGUUGAUGGUGGUGGUGGUGCCACAGAUGCUCAUGCUCAUGACCCUGAUUCAGACUUCUCAUCCGAUCGCAACCUCUCCCUCUGGGCACCCAUUUUGCUUGGCAUGAUGGGGAACACGAGACGUCAAAGAAGGUUCCGGAGAACAGAUUUUGAGGAAGAUUAUGAUUACAGCGACGAGGACGGUGAAGCUCGCCGUGGAGGAGAGGUAGACAAUCACCUAGACCGUGAACUUGAAUCCAUCAUAAGGAGAAGGAGACGCAGCUCUGCUGCUAUCUUGCAACUGCUUCAGGGACUUCGGAGUGGAACCGAGAACUCUCUAGGAGACUCCGAUAGAGAGAGAGCAAGAUACCGAGACAGGGAAAGAUACAGAGACCGAGACCGAGACCGAUACAGGGACAGGGAGAGAGAGCGAGUUAUCUUGAUCAACCCUUCCAAUGAAGCAAUUAUGGUUCAUGGUUAUGAUUCGAAUGACAAUGGAGAAAGCCUGAAUGAGACUCACAUUGGGUCAUUGGGUGAUUACUUUGUCGGACCUGGUCUAGAUUUGCUGUUGCAGCACUUAGCAGAGAAUGAUCCAAAUAGGUACGGGACUCCACCUGCACAAAAGGAGGUGAUCGAGGCACUGCCCACGGUGCUAGUGAAGGAGACGGUGCAAUGCUCUGUGUGUUUGGAUGACUUUGAGAUUGGCAGUGAAGCAAAGGAAAUGCCAUGUAAGCACAAGUUCCACAGUGGGUGCAUAUUACCAUGGUUGGAGCUUCAUAGUUCUUGUCCAGUAUGUAGGUUUCAGCUUCCGACAAACAAGUCUGCGUUUGAUCCUGUGAGUGAGGCAACAAACCAUGGCGGCAGCAACAACAAUGAGGGAAGUACUAGCCAUGAAAGCAGUGGUGAAGAGGCAGAAGGGGAAGGGAGAAAUGAAGGAGGAAGAAGGUUCUCUUUCCCGUGGCCUUUCAGUGGGUUGUUUUCCUCUCCAAAUGCAAGCAAUUCGUCAGCAACCCCUUUGUCUCCUUCGGCAGCAAAUACACGUGGGUCCGGAACAAACUCUUCUGAAACGUACGAGAAUUGAGUGCAUUUCUCAUAAUCAAAACUGGUCUGGUUGGAUUUGUGUUGAUGUCAAAUCUUUGUUGUUUGCUUGAACAAUUGGCUUGUCAGUAAUGUAAAUACACGCAUAAUUGGAAAGGAUGAUGGUGUUAUUGAUCCGUCAAUAAAGCUGCUUGAAAGUUGGGUGAAUGACAAAUGAGUGGAGGUUGUCUUGUAGGGAAUCCAUCACCUGCCCACUUGACCCUUUUAUUUGAUAGGACCCGUUAAGGUUAGUACCCUACACUCUUUGUCUUUCAGCGAGCGUGUUGAAUUAAAUGCUAAUGUUGUCG